GUCCCGCGUUUCCGCCAGCAGCCUGGGCGGCGUCAUGGCCGCGGACCGUGACGCUGGCGCAGCCUCAGCACCAGCGGCCUCUGACGGAGGUAUCAGCCAAAGCACCAAAUCUGGAGAGGAGCUAGUAGUCCAGGUGCCUGUGGUGGACGUGCAAAGUGACAACUUCAAGGAAAUGUGGCCGUCCCUCCUGCUGGCCAUCAAGACUGCCAGCUUUGUGGCUGUGGACACGGAACUGAGCGGGCUUGGGGACAGGAAAAGUUUGCUGAACCAGUGCAUCGAAGAUCGUUACAAGGCCGUGUGUCAUGCUGCCAGAACCCGUUCUGUCCUCUCCCUGGGUUUCGCCUGCUUCAAGCAGCAGCCAGACAAGGAGGAACACUCGUACCUGGUCCAGGUGUUCAACCUGACCCUGCUGUGCAUGGAGGAAUAUGUCAUAGAGCCAAAGUCCGUGCAGUUCCUGGUACAGCAUGGCUUCAACUUCAACCGUCAGUAUGCUCAAGGCAUCCCCUACCACAAGGGCAAUGACAAGGGUGAUGAGAGCCAGAGCCAGUCAGUGAGGACUCUGUUCCUGGAGCUCAUCCGGGCCCGGCGGCCCCUGGUGCUCCACAAUGGUCUCAUAGAUUUGGUGUUCCUGUACCAGAACUUCUAUGCGCACUUGCCUGAGACCCUGGGGACCUUCACUGCUGACCUGUGUGAAAUGUUCCCGGCUGGCAUUUAUGACACCAAAUAUGCAGCUGAAUUUCAUGCCCGCUUCGUGGCCUCCUACCUAGAAUAUGCCUUCCGGAAGUGUGAGCGGGAAAAUGGGAAACAGCGGGCAGCCGGCAGCCCACAUCUCAUCCUGGAGUUCUGCAGCUAUCCUGCUAGCAUGAGGGCGCAUAUCGACUACCGCUGCUGCGUGCCCCCCACCAGUCACCGUCCUCAUUCCACCAACAUCUGUGAUAACUUCUCGGCCUAUGGCUGGUGCCCCCUGGGACCACAGUGUCCUCGAUCUCACGAUAUUGACCUUAUCAUUGACACUGAUGAGGCUGUGGUGGAGGACAAGCGGCGGCGACGGCGACGUAGAGAAAAACGGAGGAGGGCUUUGUUGGGACUGCCUGGAAAACAGACGUCUGGAGGGGCUGAGGAUGGUCCUCCCACAAAGCAAGUCUGUGGGGAUGACCUCAGGGUCAGGGAGACUGAGGAGGAGGCAGCCGAGGAAGAGACCAGCGAACAGACUGACUCUGAGCAAGCUCCCAAAAAUGACUUAGAGAUGGGGCUUACGGCAACAAAACCAGAAACGGCUGAUCUGGUUACCCCCGAAAUACCCGCAAGUCAGGCCGGUCCUAACCCAGUGCCUGGGGAUGGACUGCAUCGGGCUGGUUUUGAUGCCUUUAUGACAGGUUUUGUGAUGGCCUACAUGGGCGUGAACCAAGGAGUCCAGCCCAGUAGCUCUGGACCGUGGCUACCAGAAUGCCACAAUAAGGUGUAUCUGAGUGGUAAAGCUGUACCCCUCACGGUGGCCAAGAGUCAGUUCUCCCGUUCCUCAAAAGCUCACAACCAGAAGAUGAAGCUGGCUUGGGGCAGCAGCUAACCCAGCUUCUGCCAAGUACUCGGGGCCCAGGAAGAGAAGCUGAGAGUGGAACCGAGGGACCUGUAUCCCUUUGCUGCUCUCUCCUGACUAUUAGAGUUGGUGUGAAGGUUGGGAACCAUCCUUAAAGCAUCGUUCCUGGACUUCUUGCAAGCCGAAUUACAAGGACACAAGAAGAUAACCAAGACCUGUAACACCAUCUUUAUUUAUUUUUUAAUCAGAAAGUAUCUUGGGAAAGUUUUACAAAAAAAAAAAAAUCAACAGAAACAAGUUAUGAAAAUAUUUGACCA
This is a messenger RNA of Sorex fumeus (smoky shrew), 1854 nucleotides long. RefSeq names its product target of EGR1, exonuclease (gene TOE1). Gene Ontology annotation, biological process: snRNA 3'-end processing. Gene Ontology annotation, cellular component: cytoplasm; Cajal body. The transcript is spliced from 8 exons. The record is from RefSeq and is a predicted model, not a curated record. NCBI's taxonomy places the organism in Eukaryota, Metazoa, Chordata, Mammalia, Eulipotyphla, Soricidae. Gene Ontology annotation, molecular function: snRNA binding; 3'-5'-RNA exonuclease activity; metal ion binding. Bases 35 to 1567 code for a protein of 510 amino acids.